Adineta ricciae is the source of this 318-nucleotide messenger RNA. NCBI's taxonomy places the organism in Eukaryota, Metazoa, Rotifera, Eurotatoria, Adinetida, Adinetidae. The record is from the annotation of a GenBank genome assembly.
AUGACACAAAACAAUCACUUCUCUAGUUUUACCAAUACCGCUGAAGAACCAACAAAAGCCUUGACACCAAUCAGAGGAUAUCAGACAAAAAAUCUAGUAUCACUGGAGGAGGUAUUGGAUGAAGUGAAUCCACCUGUUCUUGACGUAGCUACCAUGAUAUGGCUAGUAAAACAGGAUUCGUCUGAUCCGCCGAAUGUACUAACUACUGAUAAAUCAGCAGCCACCCGCCUGUAUACAAAGGAGUGGUGCGAAGCAAGCCAAAGUGUCUACUCGAUAUUAAAUAAGAAACUCCGUUUGUGGUUCUCGUAUCUGAAAUGA